This is a messenger RNA of Penicillium verhagenii, 1644 nucleotides long. RefSeq names its product Mis12-Mtw1 family protein. Gene Ontology annotation, cellular component: MIS12/MIND type complex. Gene Ontology annotation, biological process: cell division; mitotic sister chromatid segregation. The record is from RefSeq and is a predicted model, not a curated record. Bases 1 to 1644 code for a protein of 547 amino acids. NCBI's taxonomy places the organism in Eukaryota, Fungi, Ascomycota, Eurotiomycetes, Eurotiales, Aspergillaceae. The transcript is spliced from 5 exons.
AUGACCAUCGCGGUCUUAGCGGCUCCUAUCACGAAAGUAAAGCUCCGCGAACCGCUGGGGACGAUUGCAAUGGCUGCGACACAGGCGCAGUCGCGUUCUGGCCGAGGUCGGCCACCGACACGGCUGAGCAACUCAAAACAAGACCUGGAGGAGAUUACAAGCAGCACGGAGGCGAAACGGAAAGCGGAUUACGAGGAAGAUUCAGAAGGAUUUCGUUUUUCAAGGAAACCAACUAAGAGGAACAGACCGUCCGUUGAACCAGAAUCAGAAAAUCACCAGCCAGACAUCGAGAAUGCGCCCUCGAAAUCUACGCCGCGAAGAGGCCGUCCACCCAAGAAACGGCCGGCCGAGGCUGCGAAUACGAAUGCCAAUGCAGUUUCAGCAAAUGCGAAAAUUACAGAGCUUCCAACGAGGCGAGGGAAGAGGAAGGCUGUCCCGGCAGUUAUUUCAGAGCCAGAACCGCCAGUGCACUCGAAACGCUCAUUAAGGAAUGACGAGUCACCCGCAAAUGCGCCUCCAGAGAAAAAGGGGAAGAGAGGACGACCAGCUCGUGCUAGGACUAGCGAUACCAAUGGAUUCAAAUCACCAGAACCUUCAGCAGUUACAAAAGUGGCUUUGCCACUAGCUGAUACUCCGGUUAUUCAGCGAAAUAAAGACCUACGGGGGACGAAAUCCUCGAAGGGAUCACGGCGAAGCAGUCUGGGCAUGCGGGGGCGACGAGCCAGCUCACUGAUUGACUCGGGAGCAUCCAUCGCAUUGCCCCAUCGAGAAGUCGCUACAGCUGAUUUCUAUAAACAUAUUGCGGAAGGUCUCCUAGAGCCUCGUCGAAUGCGGCAGCUUCUGAUUUGGUGUGCAACACGAGCGCUUGGGGAUAAGCCUUCAGGCUCACGCUCGGAAGAUCAGAGCUCACGCCUAGCAGCCCGUGCGAUCCAAGAUGAGCUGUUGAAAGACUUUUCCAAUAAUUCAGAGCUUUCGAACUGGUUUGACCGCGAAGACGUGAAUCCGCCUACCGUGGUAGUGAAGAAGCCGAAUCCAAGGAACGUGCAAAAUUCAGACAAGAUCAAAGAAUUGGAGGAACAAAUACAGAAGCUUCAAAAAGAGCGACAUGCUCUGAACGCGCUUCUUAAGCAAUCACCAAUUCCACCCGUCACUACGUCCUCACCAGAUUCUCCCCAAGCCUCCAAACGUUAUCCAAAGAAAUCACUCCCCCAAAUCGAUCCCUCUCUCCUCGACCCCUCUCAACAAGCCAUCCUCGCAUCUCUUCAACCAUCCCUCCCAACAACAGCCGACUCACAACCAAGCGACGACACUUCUCCUCCAUCUACAAUCCGACCACCUAUGUCCCCAUCUACCGUCUCAGCGCGCCUUUCCCAAAUCACAACCGGCCUCGCCCCUACAUUGGACGCCUUUGCUGCUGGAAUUCAUGAUAUCGAGUUAUACAGUUCCAGCGCUGACGCCGUCUCGUCACGCAUACUUCGGAUCUGUGCAGAGCGGCUAGAAGAGCGCGAUGCACUGAAUACCCGGAAACGCAUUGACAUAGAAGGCGAUAGUGGCGAAGACAGUCCACAAAAACCACGCAGGGAACGUCCGCGGGAAGACUUAGGCCUCAUCCUUGGGGCGUUAAGUCGUGUCGAGAGACGGUAA